AUGGUUAAGAAAAGAGUGAGAGACCCGGAGGUGCUCGCGGAUGCGCCUCCUGCUAAAGUUGAUGGCGACGACAGUGGAUCUGACGAUGAUGUGGACAUGGUUAACGUGGAUUUCGAAUGGUUCAACUUCAAGCCAGAUAUUGAUUUCCACGGGACCAAGAGUCUCCUCCGGCAACUAUUCGAUGUGGACUCGCAGCUCUUCGAUUUAUCAGCCCUUGCGGAUCUCAUCCUCUCCCAACCCACAGUCGGAUCUACGGUGAAGGUCGACGGCGAGGAUACUGACGCAUAUGCAUUCCUCACAAUUCUCAACCUACACGAACACCGGGAAAAGAGUGUUAUCAAGGAUCUCACACAAUACAUUAUCGAAAAGUCAAAGUCAAAUCCAGCAUUGGCAGGCCUCAGCAACUUGCUUUCAGCAAAUGCCAAUGCCUGUGUUGGCCUGAUCCUCGCAGAGCGCUUGAUCAAUGCUCCUUCGGAAAUAUCCCCACCUAUGUACACGAUGCUCAUUGACGAGAUAGAAGCUGCUGUUGAAGAUAAAGAGCCCUACGAGUUUACGCACUAUCUCAUUAUCUCGAAAACAUAUCGCGAGGUUGAGUCUUCCCUCGACCGGGAAGAUGCGCCGAGGACGAAGAAGAACAAGUCAAACAAUACUGGGAACGAGAUAUUCUACUUCCACCCCGAGGAUGAGGUGCUGAAACGGCAUGCACUGGCAUCAGGAAGCUAUGAAUAUACCAAAGACGAGGGUGAAGGAAUAGCGGACAGCAAGAGAGCAUUUCAAGAACUGGGGAUCAAACCACAAGGCUCCAUGAUCGUGAUAGAAGCAAGCAAGUUUGAGGGGGCAGUCAAAGCUAUUGGUGAAUAUCUAAGUCCUCCGCAGCAAUGA
Messenger RNA from Venustampulla echinocandica, 882 nucleotides. Its product is annotated as Protein BCP1. The record is from RefSeq and is a predicted model, not a curated record. Lineage: Eukaryota; Fungi; Ascomycota; Leotiomycetes; Helotiales; Pleuroascaceae. The coding region runs from base 1 to 882 and encodes 293 amino acids. The transcript has 2 exons. Gene Ontology annotation, cellular component: nucleus.